Molecule: messenger RNA, 1775 nt
Organism: Sphaeramia orbicularis (orbiculate cardinalfish)
Lineage: Eukaryota; Metazoa; Chordata; Actinopteri; Kurtiformes; Apogonidae
Gene: mettl4
Product: methyltransferase 4, N6-adenosine
Biological process (GO): methylation
Cellular component (GO): nucleus; cytosol
Molecular function (GO): nucleic acid binding; RNA methyltransferase activity; site-specific DNA-methyltransferase (adenine-specific) activity
Source: RefSeq, a predicted model, not a curated record
CGUACUACGGUUAUGCUUUCACACGAAGUGUAGAGUUAGUUUGGUAGGAGAAGUGUAUACCCUGGGGUGGUCCGUGACAUUUUUUUUUAUUCUUAUCUGUAUUAUCACCAUGUCCGUGGUGGUUCAGAACACGCACGGGUGGGUCGUAGAUGCGCGUGCGCUCAUUAAUCAGAGUUAUUCACCAUGUGUCCGAUGGACAGACGAACAGCAGACACAGGUCCAAGUCUGCUGCAGAAGUCAGUGUUUUCACAUCCUAAACAGGCAUUUCACUGUGAAUCUUAGUGCUGAUGCAAAGGCAGGAGACACGGAUAUGUUGCAGAAAUCUGACAUGUCCUGCAAACCAACAAAGAAAAGGAAGCGAAAGCGCAGUGAUCUUAACCAGGGGGAGAUUGAUUCCAAGGUUUUUCAUGAGAAGGUCCGGGAUUUCAUCAUGGAAGGAACCAAGUCCUUGGUGGACUCUGCCAGAUCCCUUCAAUAUUUGGGUCCGACAGAGGAGGCAGUACUGGGACCUGUUCCAUCCCAGGAGUGUGGCCUCAGUGCUCUGUGUGAAAUGGCUAAAGCGCUCCCUCUAGUGGACGACGAAGAGCAGGAGGCCUGUGUUCAGACGCUUGAUCCUGACUUUACGUCACAUCUUGACUUGUUCUCACGGGUGACGGAGAACAGGUGGGACGUGGCCACUGUGGUCACACUCAUGGGGGAGGAAUAUGUCAUACCACCACAGACGGCGUUCCUGCUUUCUGAUUUCACCCGAAUACAACCUCUUGUCCGGUAUGGAAAGAAGUUUGACUUAAUAGUUCUGGAUCCACCGUGGGAAAACAAGUCUGUCAAAAGAAGCCGCAGAUACAGUUUUUUGCCGUCGUCCCAGCUGAAGCAGCUCCCCAUUCCCCUGUUGGCGUCCUCUAACUGUUUCGUGGUUACCUGGGUAACAAACCGGCCGAGCCACCUGCGUUUUGUCCGUGAUGAGCUGUAUCCACACUGGGGGGUCGAGGUCGUGGCCCAAUGGUUCUGGGUCAAGGUCACCACUUCUGGACAGUUUGUUUUCCCACUGGACUCCGAACAUAAAAAGCCUUAUGAAGUGCUGGUGCUUGGCAGAUAUGGCUCCUCUGUAAGCUCUUCAGAUUCACCAGUGGAGGGUCAGCGUUUGAUUGUCAGUGUGCCAUCUGCUCUCCACUCCCAGAAGCCUUCACUCUCAGAGGUGCUGAAGCCUUACGUUGGACCUGAAGCCAAGUGUUUAGAGCUUUUUGCCCGUAAUCUGCAACCUGGGUGGACGAGCUGGGGAAAUGAGGUGCUCAAAUAGCACACAAGCUACUUCACUUUGUCACCAGCAGAUGAUAGAGCAGCUGCACCUGAAGACGAGGCACAGACGACUGCGUGACGUUCAAUUCACCCAGGGAAAACGCCUGUCCCCCCACCAUGACUGAACUCCAAACCACGUUUUUAGACCUAUCACAAUGCUGCUUGUACUUAUUUUUAAUAAGUUCAUCGUUCCUUUGAUCUCGGCUUCUAAUGGGAACUAAUUUCUUUUUUGGUCUGGAUGCAUUUUUGAGGAGUUGCAGUUGGAGAAUGAAAGUGCAUUUAUGUGUGUUUUUGAACCUGACUUUGUACACUGCAAACAGAUAAACAACACUCCAAGGUUUAAUUUGAGUUGCCUUUAGUGCAAACUUUUGGCACAAUAUGUGUCAAGAAGAUCAUCAAAGUAUUGCUAUUUUUACCCGUAUGCUGUGCCGAAUUGAAUUUCAAUAUAAAUAGUUUUAUGAUGAAUUCUGGUUCGAUUU